This is a messenger RNA of Thamnophis elegans (Western terrestrial garter snake), 2814 nucleotides long. Its product is annotated as semaphorin-3C-like. Gene Ontology annotation, molecular function: semaphorin receptor binding; chemorepellent activity. NCBI's taxonomy places the organism in Eukaryota, Metazoa, Chordata, Lepidosauria, Squamata, Natricidae. Gene Ontology annotation, biological process: neural crest cell migration; negative regulation of axon extension involved in axon guidance; positive regulation of cell migration. The record is from RefSeq and is a predicted model, not a curated record.
CAGGAAACCCAGACAUCCCAAUUUUACUCUCUCUCCCAUCAGCCUUUAGACUACAGGAUAUUAGUGAUGGAUGAAGAUCAAGAUCGGAUCUACAUUGGCAGCAAAGAUCAUAUUUUGUCGUUGAAUAUCAAUAACAUAAGCCAGGAGCCACUGAAUAUUUUCUGGCCAGCGUCAACAGCCAAGGUGGAUGAGUGCAAAAUGGCUGGUAAAGAUCCCACAUACGGCUGUGGCAAUUUUGUUCGGGUGAUACAGACAUUCAACCGCACCCAUCUGUAUGUUUGUGGGAGUGGAGCCUUCAGUCCUGUCUGCGCCUACCUCAACCGAGGACGAAGAUCUGAAGAGCAAGUUUUCAAGAUCGACUCCAAAGGGGAAUCGGGGAAGGGACGCUGCUCUUUCAACCCCAGUGCUAACACAGUCUCUGUUAUGAUCAAUCAAGAGCUAUUUUCGGCCAUGUAUAUUGAUUUCAUGGGCACCGACGCGGCCAUUUUUCGCAGCUUAACCAGACGGAAUGCAGUGAGGACCGAUCAACACAACUCGAAAUGGCUAAGUGAACCCACCUUUGUGGAUGCUCAUCUCAUCCCAGAUGGCACCGACCCCAACGAUGCUAAAGUGUACUUCUUCUUCAAGGAGAAGCUGAUGGACAACAGUGGCACCACCAAACAGAUCCACUCCAUGAUUGCCAGAAUAUGUCCCGGUCACUUCCUCGUUUAUGUGGGUGAAAAGCCUUCAGUAUUUAAAGGCUCAGCUGUCUGCGUUUACCACUUAUCCGACAUUCAGCGAGUCUUCAAUGGACCAUUUGCUCACAAGGAAGGACCGAACCAUCAACUGAUUCCCUAUCAAGGAAGGAUCCCUUAUCCACGACCAGGGACUUGUCCUGGAGGAGCCUUCACGCCUAACAUCCGAACAACCAAAGAUGUUUCAGACGAUGUGGUCACCUUUCAUCCGGGAAACCAUCCCUUGAUGUUUAAUCUCUAUCCGAUCACAAAGAGGGCCGUUAAUUAUCGGACGGGCACCGACUACAAAUACACAAGUCGCUGUGACCGGGUCAGUGCAGCCGAUGGAAGAUACCACGUUUGUUUCUCGGGACAGAAGAAACUGGAAGUUUUUAAGAAUAAUGCUCCGAUAACAACAAUGGCCAUUUCAUCGAAAAAGCAACAGUUGUAUGUCAGCUCCGAGGAAGGCGUCACCCAGGUCUCCUUGCACCGUUGCCACAUCUACGGGACUGCCUGUGCCGACUGCUGCCUGGCCAGGGACCCUUACUGUGCCUGGGAUGGCAACUCCUGCCUCCAGGUUCUACCCGACGGGCAAAAGGCGGAGUCGAAGGCAAGAUGUGAGACAUGGAAAUCCUAUGACUCAGUGUCGGGAUUUAACCUCAAAGCUUAUCGAAACGCAGCUGAGGUCAUUCAGUAUGGAGUCAAGAACAACACCACGUUCCUUGAGUGUACACCUAAAUCUCCCCAAGCUUCUAUCAAAUGGCUUUUCCAAAAGGACAAUGACCGAAGGAAAGAGGUGAAACUCAGUGAAAGGAUCCUCGCCACGCAGCAAGGUCUUCUCAUCCGUUUGGUGCAGGAAGCUGACCGUGGGACGUACCACUGCAUUGCCACGGAAAACGGCUUCAAGCAAACCAUAGCCAAGGUGAACUUCAAGGUUUGGAUUCUGACCACCGUGGCCUUCAUGACGGACAAGUGGUCUCCGUGGACCUGGGCCAGUUCGCUCCACGCUUUGCAGUUCCACCCCAAGGACCUGGCUGGAUCUUUCAGCCACUCCGAACUCCAGAUGAUUAAUCAAUAUUGCAAAGACACGCGGCAGUUGGGUCAACAGGCCGACGGUUCCUCCAAGAUGAGAGGGGACUACAACAAACUAAAGGCUCUUCUCAAUAGCCGGAAAAGCAGGAACCGUAGGAACCAGUGGCCCGGAUCGUAAGGGCCAAGAUCCAUCCAUAAACUUCUUCUUCAUCACCACUGCAAUCUUGUACCCUCACUCAAGGAAUUCAUUUCUAAUCAGGUGGUUUUCUUUCCCCGCUGAGAGUAGAGCGAAACAGUGACCAAGCUUGCUUGACAGAAGUUCAAGGACACUCGGGACACUCAAACUCUCUAAGCUGAAAUCAGACCAAUAAGACCAAGUCCGAAGAGAUGUCCAUCGUGAAGUAACCUAGUGUUCCCGUCUUGCUUCUGCUCUCUAAGCCUUCAGAGAGGGUGUUGUGCCAUGUUUCCAGGUCAUCUUUGUUGACCUGAUGACGAAGCACUGAACGCCCAGCUUGGAAUCAUGGAAGUUUGGAAGGAAAGAGUGGUUAGGACAAAAAGUAACUUGAAGUGGUCUCCAUCUACAUGUAUGGCUUUGUGUGUGUCUGUAUGUGAUUCUCUGUUUACGGUACGUUGUGUUGACAAAUGAGCUCUUGUGGAUGCACAGAUUCCAAAGUCAAUUUCUCAUAUUAAUGUCACAGGAGGAUUGUGCCGGUUAGGAAUUAUGGGAUUUGUGGUUACAUCACGGCUAAAGGAGCCUCAGACUGGGGAAGGCUAAUCUCACCACCAUUGUGGCAUUUACCGUAUUCGGUUCGCUGAGUUCAAAAAUAUUCCACUUCCCUUGUGUAUUUGUAUAAAAUGGAACCUUAAAAAUGAUGCAUACAUGCAGUCCAAAACUACAGAUAGUUCUUGACUUACAACAGUUCGUUUAGGGACAGUUCAAAGUUACAACGGCACUGAAAAAAAUGACUUAUGACAGUUUUUCACAACAUUUGCAGCAUUUUUAUAAUCUGAUCAAAAUUCAGAUACUUGGCAACUGGUUCCUAUUUAUGAUGGUUGCAGUGUCCUGGGG